This is a messenger RNA of Coregonus sp. 'balchen', 3279 nucleotides long. The record is from the annotation of a GenBank genome assembly. NCBI's taxonomy places the organism in Eukaryota, Metazoa, Chordata, Actinopteri, Salmoniformes, Salmonidae.
AUAGGCUAAAUCGACCGGACGUUAAAUAUCUAUGGUAUGUCUCCGGAACUUUAUAUCCCAUGAUUCCUUUUUCCGUCGUCCUCUUUCCCUUUUGCAGCAAUGUCUAAGAGAGGUAAGAGACUUGCUAAGGAAUAUCCACAUUCAUCUACCCGUUUGCCGAAUGUCUAACAUAGGAAAAUAAUGUUAUUUGGAUAAUGGUCGUUUUAUGAAUAAUUGUCAUUCAUAUUGGCUUGAAAAUGUGAAGGACUGAGUAUUAUUCAAAGGGAUGAUUUUAGGCGCUUGUUACGGAAGCCAUGUUUGCUGUCACCGCUGAUUAGCUUUUGGCUUGUUAACUAAAAUACAUUAACUGGUGAGCGUAUGCUCUAAGCCCUCACGUAUAAACACAUUUGCCAUUCCAGUACAAUGCCCAACAAAUGUGUGGCAAGUGAACUUGUGUGAGUGGUGUUAUAACUGGUGCUUGUUAGCAUAGCGUCUCUGACUAAGAGCAGGCAUUACUGCGAAUCAUGCAUGGACACCGCUGAAGCCCUAGGCUGACUAACGUUCGCUACUGUAGGUACGUGUGAAGUCUUCUCAAUGAUUUCCCCGGCUAGCCAAAUUGAGCCACGGUGUAUUGCUUUUUAUCUUCAAAUAGGGGGAUUCUUCCUCCAAAACAUUGAACCAAAGCUACUGAUUUAAUCUAAUUGAACGUUAGUUUCCUCCAACUCGUCCCAGGCCAUGCAAAUAACUAGCUAGCUAUCACCUUACAGCAGUCUACUCACAACUAGCUGGCCAAUUAAUUUGCAAGCUACCCUGGUUGGGGGCAUUAGACAAGGGGUAGAACUGUCAAAAUGGGAUGCCUUUUUGUAGUGCAAACAGUAACGUUAGCUCAAUUGGUAGAGCAUGGCGCCUGUAACGCCAGGGUAGUGGGUUCGAUCCCCGGGACCACCCAUACGUAAAAAUGUAUGCACACAUGACUAAGUCGCUUUGGAUAAAAGCGUCUGCUAAAUUGCAUAUUAAAAGUGUGGAGUCACUCCUAAUCUUGAGGCCUUAUGGUUUGGUUGUGUGGUGACUUGUAUAAUUCCUCCCACAUAGUGCUGUAGCUGCAUGUUCUUGGCAGUAGUUUUAAUCUGAAAAGAAAAUGACUAAAUGUGAAGUUGAACCCCUUUCAAAAAGCACUUGCUUUGUCUGGUCAGUAGCUGGGUGAGUUGUCGAAGAAGGGUAUAGUAAUCAUCACUGGUGGGUGAGAUGGCAGUCACCUGUACUGAACAAUCUCAAUCCGUGAUGGAACAACUUGGAUCAUCUUUGCCUGAUUAUAGCAGUGUGCUUUCAGUCUCAGCACCAUGUAAUGUUUACUUCAGUUGAAUCUCUUCUCUUGUUCAGGACGUGGUGGGUCAUCUGGGGCGAAGUUUCGCAUCUCGCUGGGUCUCCCAGUGGGUGCUGUCAUCAACUGCGCUGACAACACGGGUAUGUUACACUCAGAUCUGUUAGAAUAUAUAUAUCCCUUAAAAAAGCACUUGCUUUGUCUGGUCAGUAGCUCGGUGAGUUGUCGAAAAAGGGUAUAGAAAGAUCAUCACUGUGGGUGAGAUGGCAGUCUCAUUUUGGCUGACCAAUCUCAAUCAGUGAUGGGACAUUUCAUGUAUUUCAACCUUGUCUUGAAAUAGCCUACAAGGAUCUGUACCUUGAAUCAAGCCUGGGCAGUGGAACCAUCUGUCAUAUAUUCACCAUAUUCUUCCCCCUUUCUCACCAGGUGCCAAGAACCUGUACAUCAUCUCUGUCAAGGGCAUCAAGGGACGUCUGAACCGUCUGCCCGCUGCUGGUGUGGGUGACAUGGUCAUGGCCACCGUCAAGAAAGGCAAGCCAGAACUCAGAAAAAAAGGUGAGUGUUCUGCAUUAUGUAUUCAAUUACUAGAAUAGGAUGAAUGACGUCACUAUAUAAUGCUUGAACUGAGACUAGCUAAUUAAUAGAUUAUGGCGGUUUGAUAAUUGGCAUAGUAAUUUGAUUGCUCUUUUAAAAUGACUUGUCGUUUUACAUUUACAUUUUAGUCAUUUAGCAGACGCUCUUCUCCAGAGCGACUUAGUCAGUGAGUGCAUACAUUUUCAUACUGGCCACCCGUGGGAAACGAACCCACAACCCUGGCGUUGCAAGUGCCAUGCUCUACCAGCUGAGCUACAGGUGUUUUCACCACAGUGGUAGUCCCAGACCAAUCGUUUAACUGAAGGUAGAAAAUCAACAGUGCGGAGAUGCGAGUUAUGGCAGAAUAACUUCCAUAAUCUGUCAGGUAGCUGCAUUCUGAUAGUCUUCCUCUUUCCCACAGUGCAUCCUGCGGUUGUGAUACGGCAGCGGAAGUCGUAUCGGCGAAAGGAUGGCGUGUUUCUCUACUUUGAAGACAAUGCAGGGGUCAUAGUGAAUGUGAAAGGAGAAAUGAAAGGUGCGUUGGGAUUUUGAGUCUUUGGUCCCCCAUACCAAGUCAUGAAGGUUCUUCAAGCCUCUUCAUAAUGAUGUUUGGCUGGGCUUCUUUGAGUGCAUUUCAAAUUCUAGAUGUUGAUUUUGACACUAUAUUGCUAAAUAUAAAUGACACCCCUUCAAAAAGCACUUGCUUUGUCUGGUCAGUAGCUGGGUGAGUUGUCGAAGAAGGGUAUAGUAAUCAUCACUGUGGGUGAGAUGGCAGUCUCAUUUUGGCUGACCAAUCUCAAUCAGUGAUGGGACAUUUGUGUUCACUGGAUAGUGGUCAUCCUUGGAAUACAUUUAGAUAUAGUGACAUAAUGGCGGCAGUGUGAUUCUCUACCUUUCUCCUGGAAGUGUGUACGUCCUCACUCAGUCAUUGAUUAAAAAAGAUUGGUAGAGAAUCUGACUGCAACAUGUCAUAUUUUGGUGUUACAAUGCCAUGUGAGGUUAUUUUGUAGGUAACGUUAUAGGAAUUUACCUGGAAACGAUAGUGAUUUUGUUUGUCAGCAACCAAAGUAAAGUGUGGAUGUUGAAAUCAAGACAAUGCAGUCAAAUCGAGUCUGGAGUUUUCUUGUGGAUGCAUGAGUUACAUAAUAGUUAGUUCACAUUGUAAGUGGCAGGUCUACAAACAGUGAAAUGUUACUGCACUGAUGCAAGGCCAAAGGCAUGUUGUCCCUAUUAUCUCAUUUUUGUUGUGGGCUAAAUUUCUGUCUUCUGUUUCACAGGUUCAGCAAUCACAGGACCCGUGGCCAAGGAAUGCGCAGACCUGUGGCCCAGGAUUGCUUCAAAUGCUGGCAGCAUAGCAUGAUCCUUGACCCUGGCUUGUUGUUUUCAAUAAAAACCGUUGUAAAGUC